CAAAUGUAUGGAAACAUUGAUUGAAUUUUGAGAGCAUUUGUGUGUAAUUUAAUCUUUUGAUUCAUUCAUUGAAAGUGUGAAUCAAUUAGUUUUGAAAACAACAUUUGUAUCGCCAUAUCGUUGGUAGUGAUCGACGGGUUAACACAUUUUGCUGACCACUGACCACAAGAGUGACCCAAUUGAAGACACAACAAUUGAAUGCAACAAAUUGGCCGCAAAUGCCGCGUUCGUUUGGACCAUCGAACCGGUCACUGUUUGUCCGCAAUGUGGCCGAAGUGACCAGAUCCGAGGAUUUACGGAACCUAUUUAACGAUUACGGACACGUGACCGAUGUCUAUAUACCUCUGGAUUACUAUACCCAUCGUCCGCGCGGUUUUGCUUACGUGCAGUUUGAUGAAUUAAGAGCAGCUGAAGAGGCUGUCCAUAACUUGGACAGAGUUCGUCUAUUUGGUCGUGAAUUGGAAGUUGAGUUCGCACAGGGAGACAGAAAAACGCCGUCAGAAAUGCGAGUUAGAGAGCGAGGAGUAACCUAUCGAGGAGGAGGAGGAGGAGGUCAUAGUCGUCGAUAUAAUCGAGAUAAUCGAAGAGACGAUUGGAGACGUAGAUCCAGAUCUCGUUCAAGAGAUAGAACUGAUAAACGACACCGUUCCCGCCAUCGUUCCCGAAGUCGAUCCCGAUCUCCACAACGCUCUCAUAGGCGCCGAAAUCACUCUCAUAGCAGAUCUCGAUCCAAAUCAAACUCACGCUCAAAGUCAAGAAAAGGUCACGAAAGCACUCGCCAUAAAAGUAGUCGACAUAAUGAUAAAGAGCCAAAUAAUCACAACAAAAAUCACGAUAAUUAUACAAAUGAUAAGUUUAAGAAUGAAGAAGAUAUUGAAUUUAAAGACAAAGAAAUCAAAGAAGAACCUCGAAAUGAGGUCAACGAAUUGGAAGAGAGAAAUCACUCGACAAACACGACUCCAUCCAGUAUUGAGCAAACAAAUGGUGAUAAACACUCUUUAAGUGGCGAUUCAAAAGAAGACAAUAACGACUGUCAGUCAUGAUAUGAGAAGAUGUGUUAGACAUUUGUCGCUCAUUUCAAAGCUAUUGUUUGGUUUAACAUUUCUGACUUUUUUAAAAUGAUUUUUUUGUUUUCUAAUUUGUUUGUUUGAUUGUUUGGUAAA
Molecule: messenger RNA, 1163 nt
Organism: Oppia nitens
Lineage: Eukaryota; Metazoa; Arthropoda; Arachnida; Sarcoptiformes; Oppiidae
Product: serine/arginine-rich splicing factor 10-like
Exons: 5
Coding region: 219-1043 (274 amino acids)
Molecular function (GO): RNA binding
Source: RefSeq, a predicted model, not a curated record